UACAAAUGUACAACAAUACGAAAAAGCAAGCCCCCUACACUGUGUAAUUGUAGAUUUACGACUUUACAAGUUUGAAACGAAGGAAGAACAGUAAGUUCAGGCACACGCUUUCAUACACUGCUCUGCACUCAAUACUCUGUAUUACUCACAUAUUCCACCGCAUAAUUCCGACACUCUUGCUAUACAGUGAUCCCAAUGCUCAACCAGGUACAAAUUUCUCUCUCUCUCUCUCUCUCUCUCUCUCUCCUCCUCAACCCCCCAAAUCAUCACCCCACUAUUCCGAUUUCUCUGCAAAAAAACUCAUCUCUUUUCAUAAUUUUUGAAUGACAGAUCUAGGGUUACAACCAUCUCAUCAGAUCACAGAUCAAAUUUCUGUACAUUUGUAGCUGAUCUCAGCUGAUUUGCCGAUUUCCCCUUCUGAUUUACAUCCCCCCCUUUUUUUUUGCCACAAUAAAUUAUGCAAUAAGUGAGAAUCAUCAGAGAUUGAAUACUAUAUUGAAAGUUGAAAGAUGGGUGAAAAUCAGCGCUUUCAGCUAGGAACAAUAGGAGCAUUGUGUUUGUCAGUGAUUUCAUCAGUUUCCAUUGUUAUCUGUAACAAAGCUCUUAUCAGUACUCUUGGCUUCACUUUUGCAACUACUUUGACCAGCUGGCACCUUCUAGUCACAUUUUGUUCGCUUCAUGUUGCACUAUGGUUGAAAAUGUUUGAACAUAAACCUUUCGAUCCACGAGCGGUGAUGGGAUUUGGCAUUCUGAAUGGAAUAUCGAUUGGACUAUUGAAUCUUAGCUUGGGAUUCAAUUCUGUUGGUUUCUACCAGAUGACAAAAUUGGCCAUCAUUCCAUGCACUGUCCUUUUGGAGACACUCUUUUUCUUGAAGAAAUUCAGUCGGAGUAUCCAGUUUUCUCUUGGCAUACUUCUUCUGGGAGUUGGCAUUGCAACCAUUACUGACCUGCAGCUCAAUGUUCUGGGUUCUGUUUUGUCACUGCUUGCCAUUCUGACAACCUGUGUCGCUCAAAUUAUGACAAACUCCAUUCAAAAGAAAUUCAAGGUCUCCUCGACUCAACUCUUGUAUCAGUCUUGCCCAUACCAAGCAAUAACUUUGUUCAUCUUCGGCCCAUUUCUUGAUGGACUUUUGACAAACAAAAAUGUUUUUGCAUUCAAUUACACCCCAAAAGUUUUGGCGUUCAUUGUCUUGUCCUGCCUGAUUUCCAUCUCCGUAAAUUUCAGCACAUUUCUUGUAAUUGGGAAAACAUCAGCAGUCACUUAUCAGGUUCUUGGACAUUUGAAGACAUGCUUAGUUUUGACAUUCGGCUACGUACUACUUCGUGAUCCAUUCAGCUGGCAUAACAUUCUUGGUAUUCUUGUUGCCGUGGUAGGCAUGAUUCUAUACUCUUAUUGUUGUUCAGCAGAGGGCCAACAGAAAGCUUCAGAAGCAUCAGCUCAGCAUUCCCAGGGUAAUGAAAGUGAUUCAGAUCCUCUGAUAGUUGUGGAGAACGGAGCUUCUAUCAUGGCUGAUGGUGUUGUGGAAAAAGUGGCUGUUUGGAAUUCAAAAAAGGACGUGGAUGCUUAAAGGUUUCUUAGUCUUAGACUCUGUUAGUCAGUUUUGGAGUUCAAAAUAUGCAGGCUGAUGGAUUCCAGUGAUGAAGAUGUCGCUGAAAGCAAGUCUCUGCAGUGCACAGUUUAGCAUAUUAUUUCAGUUAAACUUUGAAUUGUAGCUAAGGAAAAUAUUCUGUUUAUGUAGGCAGUUUUGGUGAAUAGCUCGAUAAUGAAAUUUGAGAAUCAUGGAAUAUAUAGGUAUUUUUUGGGUGAUUUUAGAUUAUAAUUGACAAUGAAUUGGAAUGGCAUUAGAUUUCCAUUUCUCCUCCAGCCUAUAAUUUUUUUCAGAAAGAAUGCAACUUUUUGAAGUGAA
This is a messenger RNA of Spinacia oleracea (spinach), 1907 nucleotides long. RefSeq names its product UDP-xylose transporter 3. The record is from RefSeq and is a predicted model, not a curated record. The transcript has 7 exons. NCBI's taxonomy places the organism in Eukaryota, Viridiplantae, Streptophyta, Magnoliopsida, Caryophyllales, Amaranthaceae. Bases 510 to 1568 code for a protein of 352 amino acids.